AGUGCGUCAGGCCGCGGGUGUGAGCGACAGUCUUCGUCAGCGCUUCGCAGCGAACGGAAUUCAGCCGCAGGAGCAACAACAGUGUUAACGAUGAAGCGAUUUUUGGGUGCGAUCGUUCUGUCGGUGCUGGUGCUCGGUGUCUUGGGUCAGCAUGAUGGCCGUGAUGCGUCCGUCCGGGACCGGGCGAGCCAUGGGUUCGAGUCCGAGAUCCUGGUUGAGUCGUCCCUGAACGUGCGGAAGACGAAUCCGGCGGCCCGACGCCAUGUGCGCAGCGUGCUGGAUAUACUGGUGCCACAGGAAGCGGUGGCGCUGGUGCGCCAGAAACGUCAGUUCGGUUUUGACAGUGGAUUCGGGGCGGCAAGCUCGAACGCUAACGCGAACGCGUUCAACCAGUACCAAGGGCCGCAAGGGUUCGGUGGAAGCGCCGCUAACGCCGGUGCUCAGUCAUUCUACAACCAGGGACCGCAGGGAGGAUUCGGUGCGUCGGCCGCCAACUCCGCUUCUCAGGGCUUCAACGUUGGUCCGGGUGGAUUCUCCGGGUCGGCUGGACAGUCCGGUAGCCAGAGCUACCAUUUGCCCGGAAACAAGGACAUCAACCUGUCGUACAGUGGUGGUUUCUCCGUCGCCAACGGCCAGCCCAGCUCAUCGCAGGGCAGCUCAAUCAGUUUCUCGUAAACCGGACAGUACAACGCCUUCCAUUGCCAUGAAAACUCCGCAACCACGCUCGGGGGCUUUAGAAGCAAAGCCAGUCACAAUAAAGCACCUC
Molecule: messenger RNA, 766 nt
Organism: Anopheles bellator
Lineage: Eukaryota; Metazoa; Arthropoda; Insecta; Diptera; Culicidae
Exons: 4
Coding region: 91-675 (194 amino acids)
Source: RefSeq, a predicted model, not a curated record